AUUUAUAGUGUUCGUACGAGAUUUUCAGAGAAAUUUUCGGUAAUUUUUGUGAGAAUUUAAGAGAUAGAAUCUUCGAAAAUUGAUAUUAGCUCUUUUCUUGGUAUUUGAAUUACUUUUUUUUUAUAAAAAAAAAAUCUAUUUGAAUAUGUCGGAAGUUGAGAAAAGUGAAAACGGAGAGAUCUACUGGAAUAUUCCCCGACGAGAUCCGUUGCGGAGUUUCAUGUCCAAGAAACAGAAACUGUCGGUUCAAGAAGGAGAGGUAGAGAUUGAGCUAGACUUAGGGCUUUCUCUCAACGGUAAGUUCGGUGUGGACCCACUUGCGAAUAAGAGGCUGCUCGUGCGGUCACCUUCGGUUCCUGAGUUCUUGGUCAACGUUGAUAGAUCGGCGCUGGAUAGGACUUGCUCGUUGCCGGUUGAGACGGAGGAGUUAAGGAAGAGGAAGGAGUUGCAAAGCUUGAGGAGGCUCGAGGCUAAGAGAAAGAGGUCAGAGAAGCAGAGAAACGUGAGGGAGAAACACAAAGCUGACAAGAUCGUAGAUGAAGGAUCUUCUGGAAGUGGUUCCUCUGGCUUGUCCGAACUCGACACUCCUCCUCUUCAAGCAACAACAAACAAGCCCGUAGAAACAAGUCCAUCAAGUGCUCAAACUGCCCCGGCUGCUAGAAACAUCAUAGAAGAAAUGCCAUGCGUGUCAACAACAGGAGAUGGACCCAACGGGAGAAAGAUCGAUGGGUUUCUGUAUCGGUACAGAAAAGGGCAUGAGGUGAGGAUUGUGUGUGUGUGCCACGGAAGCUUUCUAACGCCUGCAGAGUUCGUUAAGCAUGCUGGUGGCCGUGACGUGACACAUCCCUUAAAGCACAUUGUUGUAAAUCCAUCUCCCUUGUUGUGA
This is a messenger RNA of Eruca vesicaria subsp. sativa (arugula), 886 nucleotides long. The record is from the annotation of a GenBank genome assembly. Lineage: Eukaryota; Viridiplantae; Streptophyta; Magnoliopsida; Brassicales; Brassicaceae.